Molecule: messenger RNA, 1037 nt
Organism: Mercurialis annua (annual mercury)
Lineage: Eukaryota; Viridiplantae; Streptophyta; Magnoliopsida; Malpighiales; Euphorbiaceae
Product: ferritin-3, chloroplastic
Exons: 8
Coding region: 87-842 (251 amino acids)
Biological process (GO): intracellular iron ion homeostasis; iron ion transport
Cellular component (GO): cytoplasm
Molecular function (GO): ferric iron binding; ferrous iron binding
Source: RefSeq, a predicted model, not a curated record
ACCGCCACCAAAUAAUCUUCAGUUUUCAGCUAAUUAAUCACAUUUUCGAAUACCCAAUUGAAAAAUUUCCGUUCUAGAGCUUAAAAAUGAUGUGUUUAAGGAGUGUUUCGGCCUUUUCGGCGGCGGCGAUGCUACAGGGUGAUGGUGGUGUUACUCCUGGUUCUUCUUCUGCUAAUUUAUUUCCGGGAAGGGGAAGAGCAAACGGCAGCGUUUUGGUUUCAGCUAAGGCUGAGAGUAAAUUGGAGGCGGUGAGUGGUGUGAUAUUCCAGCCAUUUGAAGAGGUUAAGAAGGAGGCUUUUAUGGUUCCUUUUGCUCCCCAUGUCUCUCUUGCUCGCCAGUUAUUCGAGGAUGAGUGUGAGGCUGCUAUAAACGAGCAAAUCAAUGUUGAGUACAACGCUUCGUAUGUGUACCAUGCUCUGUUUGCAUAUUUUGAUAGGGAUAACGUUGGCCUCAAAGGCUUAGCCAAAUUUUUUAAAGAGUCAAGUGAGGAAGAAAGACAGCAUGCUGAGAAGCUAAUGCAGUAUCAGAAUACCCGUGGAGGGCGAGUAAAGUUGCAUUCUAUCGUAUCGCCUCCUUCGGAGUUUGAUCAUGUCGAGAAAGGAGAUGCAUUAUAUGCUAUGGAACUAGCAUUGUCAUUAGAGAAGCUGACAAACGAGAAACUGUUAAACUUGCACAGCGUGGCAGAUAGAAACAACGAUCCACAAUUGGCAGAUUUCGUUGAGAGUGAAUUUUUAGGCGAACAGGUUGAAGACAUCAAAAAAGUAUCAGAAUAUGUCGCUCAGCUAAGAAGAGUCGGUAAAGGCCACGGAGUGUGGCACUUUGAUCAGACCCUACUCAAUUAGGGUGAUGCUGCAUGAUGAAGACUGCAACUUGUAUUUGUUCUUCGUUUCAACAUGUCCUUCUGCUGAUGAUAUCUAAGUUACUUCGAGCUUUCGUGUUAUAGAUAAGAACUUUUAUUGGUUGAUUUUCUAUAUUACAAUUAUAUAGAUGGUGUAGUUGUUUGGAUUCAAGAAUAAGAUGGAUCAAUUAGUCUGGAA